Molecule: messenger RNA, 504 nt
Organism: Sycon ciliatum
Lineage: Eukaryota; Metazoa; Porifera; Calcarea; Leucosolenida; Sycettidae
Exons: 1
Coding region: 1-504 (167 amino acids)
Source: RefSeq, a predicted model, not a curated record
AUGAAUAAGAAAGACGGCAGCAUAGUGAUGGCAUGCAUGGUGUACAUGCCAAAUCUCAUUGACAUCGUGAUGCGCUAUCUGGACUUGUACGACACGUAUGGGUGGCUGACCUGGCACGGAAAUGUCACUCCGGAGUCCGAGAUUUGGCUAAAACUUGGCGGUGACCACGGUGGCCAUUCCUUCAAGUUUGUAUUCCAGGUAGCAAACCUGAAGCAUCCGAACUCGCUGAACAAUACCAUUCCUCUGUGCGUGUUUGACUGCCAAGACAGCCCUGCCAACCUCCAGAUCGCACUUGGAGUGUAUGCAGACCAGGUGAAGGAGCUGCGAAGUACCAUCAAGUGGAAAGGCAAGUCAUUUGUGCUAUUCUUCUUUGGUGACUAUGAUUACCAAACAAAGUGCUAUGGUUUGUCUGGCUCGAGUGGCUACUGCCCAUGCCUCCAUUGCCUUUAUCCGAAGAAGCAGAUGGAGCACCCGGCAGACAAGCGUGAUGCAGGAGAUCAUUAG